AUGAACCAGUCCGGCCGCGUCUCGAGCUUCACCAUCCGCUCCAUCCUGGGCUCAGCCGCGGAGCGCGCGCUCUCGGUAUCACCGGACUACAGCAGCGGGGAGGAGGAGGAGAACUGCGCCACCGACUGCUUCUGCAAACUGCACCAAAACAUCUGCACCGAUGCAGUGAUAAAACCUGGGCCGGAAGGAAAAGAGCACGGAUUGCUCAACUGCAUUAAGAACAGCAAAGACACUAAAGACGGACCAUGUGGUCAAAGGUCACCAAGCCCACUUGAGGAUAAACAGCCAGACAGCAUCAGUGACAAAGCCAGCGUUGAUGCCACAAAGAAGAAGACUCGCACCGUCUUCUCGCGCAGUCAGGUGUUCCAGCUGGAGUCAGCAUUCGAUGCUAAGCGCUACCUGAGCAGUGCAGAACGGGCAUGCCUGGCAUCGAGCCUACGACUGAGUGAGACUCAGGUUAAAACCUGGUUCCAGAACCGGCGUAACAAGUGGAAGAGGCAGCUGGCAGCAGAACUCGAGGCAGCACAUAUGACUCACGGGACACCCACAGCAGCUCGGACUCUGGUUGGGAUGCCGCUGGCUGGGUUCGGCCUGCCUAUACCGAGAUCUGCUGCAUUUCCAAUGUAUUAUCCCGGCAGCAACAUGCCAGCGUUUCCUCUGUACAGUCUUUAUACUAAUGUUGAUUGCUGA
Trichomycterus rosablanca is the source of this 690-nucleotide messenger RNA. RefSeq names its product homeobox protein HMX2-like. NCBI's taxonomy places the organism in Eukaryota, Metazoa, Chordata, Actinopteri, Siluriformes, Trichomycteridae. Bases 1 to 690 code for a protein of 229 amino acids. The record is from RefSeq and is a predicted model, not a curated record. Gene Ontology annotation, molecular function: DNA-binding transcription factor activity, RNA polymerase II-specific; RNA polymerase II transcription regulatory region sequence-specific DNA binding. The transcript is spliced from 2 exons. Gene Ontology annotation, biological process: regulation of transcription by RNA polymerase II. Gene Ontology annotation, cellular component: nucleus.